AUCUAAUUGGGUUGUUUGAGCGAUUUCUCGCAACAAAUGGACGUAGAAAAGCUUAAUCUGGACAAUAUCAUCUCCAGAUUAUUGGAAGUCAGAGGAUCCAAACCAGGGAAAAAUGUUCAACUCACAGAGAGCGAGAUCAAGGGGUUGUGCCAGAAGUCUCGUGAAAUUUUUCUGAGCCAACCUAUUCUUCUCGAGUUGGAAGCUCCGUUGAAAAUUUGCGGUGACGUGCACGGACAAUACUACGAUCUUUUGAGACUGUUCGAGUAUGGUGGAUUCCCCCCAGAGUCGAACUACUUGUUCCUCGGCGAUUAUGUGGACCGAGGGAAACAAUCGUUGGAAACUAUCUGUCUCCUACUUGCAUAUAAAAUCAAGUACCCGGAAAAUUUCUUCCUGCUCCGAGGAAACCACGAGUGUGCCUCGAUCAACAGAAUUUAUGGCUUCUAUGACGAGUGCAAGCGGCGAUACAACAUCAAACUGUGGAAGACGUUCACCGAUUGCUUUAACUGCCUGCCAGUUGCCGCCAUCAUCGACGAAAAGAUCUUCUGCUGUCACGGAGGACUUUCUCCAGAUCUUCAGUCUAUGGAGCAAAUUCGUCGUAUCAUGAGGCCGACAGACGUACCAGAUCAAGGAUUGUUGUGCGAUCUGUUGUGGUCAGAUCCUGAUAAAGAUGUCACUGGCUGGGGAGAAAACGACCGAGGCGUCUCUUUCACUUUCGGACCAGAAGUUGUUGCCAAAUUCCUGCACAAGCACGAUUUGGAUUUGAUUUGCAGAGCUCACCAGGUUGUGGAAGACGGUUACGAAUUCUUCGCUAAGCGGCAGUUGGUUACAUUGUUCAGCGCUCCUAAUUAUUGUGGAGAGUUUGAUAACGCGGGAUCGAUGAUGACUGUCGAUGAAACACUGAUGUGCUCUUUCCAGAUCUUGAAACCAGCAGACAAGAAGAAAUAUCCAUAUGGUGCUGGAGGAGUUGGUUCAAAUAGACCAGUCACCCCACCACGAAACGCACCGGCUGCGCAACCAAAGAAGGGUGCCAAGAAGUAAUCAUCAGUCGAUUUAUCUAUCAUCUGUAAAUACCUAACCUUUUCUUUGUUGUUCACGCCCCAAGAGGCCUCGGCCAUCUCUCGUAAAUCGGCUUCAAAAAGUUGUGUACAUUAAUUUUGAUUUUAAACAUAGUUUCGAAAAAGUUUAAAUUCGAUUCAUUAUGAUCUAGGCUGGCACGAGAAGAUGCUGUGGUCCCGGCGAAUCUCCUCUCAAUUCAAGCUUUCGUUGUCAACAUCCCUUCCUCUUUAUCUCUGUGGACCAUUUAGAGCUAAUGACUCCUCACCAAUUGCUGGCUCAAUUUUUCAUCAAAACAAUCCCCAUUUUAUUCGUUUUUAAAUUCCAAAUUUUAAUUUUUUUUGCUAAACUUAUCUCUUAAAACAGUAUCAAAUUUUACUUCUCUAAAUGGUCUAAAUAUUUAAAACAAAUGUUUAUGAUGUCAAUCAAUCUCCACUCCUUUCCUUCCUCCAUUCAUUCGUCCAUCCCGUACUCUUCGUUUCUCAAUUUUAUAUUGUUAAAACCCCCAUUUGUCGAUUUAAUUCAUUAAAGUUUUCCGAACAAAUAAAAUAGAACACUGGU
Messenger RNA from Caenorhabditis elegans, 1614 nucleotides. It is a transcript of the gene gsp-2, whose product is annotated as Serine/threonine-protein phosphatase PP1-beta. Bases 37 to 1038 code for a protein of 333 amino acids. Lineage: Eukaryota; Metazoa; Nematoda; Chromadorea; Rhabditida; Rhabditidae. Gene Ontology annotation, cellular component: cytoplasm; nucleus. The record is from RefSeq and is marked reviewed. Gene Ontology annotation, molecular function: hydrolase activity; protein serine/threonine phosphatase activity. The transcript has 7 exons.